UCGCCUACUUCUGCAUUCACGAUUCACGUGACUUGUGCGACAUUUUAGAGGACAUUUUCCUCCAUCCAUUAUAUAUCUCCUGAUAGUUAGGACUGGAACAAUCCAGUCCUAAAAAAGAGAAGAGAGGGAGAGAAUGGAUGAAGAUGAUUACCUAGGACCUGGCGGUGGUUCUGGUCUAGCCUCUAUAUUUGGAGCUAGCGUUGCAAUGGAUGGUAGUCACGGCAAUGAAUCCCUCACCUAUAAAGCUCCGAAGCAACCCAAGAAGCAAAAAGGUAGUGGGAGUGGUCAAGAGUCACAGCAAGUUUUAGCAGCCAUUUCAGUUGACUGUCAAAAACACGUUGAUGGUCGUUAUCAGCCUCAGGGCAAGUUAGGAUGUACACUUAUAGGUUUUCACUCAAGUAGAGACUACAAGAUGUUAUUAUAUUUGUCUAAUAAUAAACAUGUCACUUCUGUUAAAGUUGACACCUCUUUCAACAUGACUAUUCAAGCUAGUAAUUGUGCGAGUUUCUAUGACGAUGCUAGACAGGCGUGGUCACUUCAUUUCACUAGUACUGAAGAUGCUGUUAAACUAGCUAAAGAGAUUGCAGUUUGUAAGGCUAAUAGUGUUGGUCCAGCUUUUUCUCAACUUUUGAAACAAGACUUAGUUCUAGGAGAAGGACAGCCUGUUGAUAAAGGUGAUUCUGUUGAAGUGGUAUAUACAGGUAGUCUACUGGAGAAUAACGGGAUUGGAAAAGUUUUUGAUUCUAAUGAUAAAGGUUUUCGCUUUAAAGUCGGAGCCGGGAAAGUCAUAAGAGGCUGGGACGAGGGUACAGUCGGCCUGUGUAAAGGAGGUAGGCGUGUCCUGAUCAUACCAUCGUCCCUGGCCUAUGGAUCUCAAGGGGUCAGUGGGCGUAUCCCUCCUAACGCUAACCUCGUCUUUGAUGUGGAAGUGAAGAAA
Messenger RNA from Amphimedon queenslandica, 937 nucleotides. Its product is annotated as FK506-binding protein 15-like. The transcript has 10 exons. Gene Ontology annotation, molecular function: peptidyl-prolyl cis-trans isomerase activity. The record is from RefSeq and is a predicted model, not a curated record. The annotation marks the transcript as partial. Lineage: Eukaryota; Metazoa; Porifera; Demospongiae; Haplosclerida; Niphatidae.